Oryza brachyantha (malo sina) is the source of this 1611-nucleotide messenger RNA. RefSeq lists its product as uncharacterized. The record is from RefSeq and is a predicted model, not a curated record. NCBI's taxonomy places the organism in Eukaryota, Viridiplantae, Streptophyta, Magnoliopsida, Poales, Poaceae. The transcript is spliced from 14 exons. The coding region runs from base 88 to 1362 and encodes 424 amino acids.
GAGCGCCAGAGAGGAGAGGAGAGGAGAGGAGAGGAGAGGGAGAAGGAGAAGAGGCAGCCGCUCACCGCGCACUCAGCGGCGUCGGAGAUGGGGAUCUUCUGGAGCAAGGCGGAGCCGCCGCCGCCGAUGGUGCUCGUGCCGCCGCUCUUCGACUACCCACCCAUCGCCGCCCGCACCAGGAUGUCAGUGCCAGCAUAUGAGCUAAUGUUUGGGAAGCUCUCGCUGCAGAAUCUGUUUGAGGACUACUUUGAUCAUGCAGGGAAUAUGACCUCAAGGAUCAUGUUGAAGCCACUGGAGGAUCCUCAUGUUGAUUUGAUUGCCACUGUGUCUGCAGCUUCUGAUAAAAUAUGUGGGACAAAAGUAAAGGGAUAUGCUCUAUUUCGCUGGCAGAAAGAUUUAGAUGACCCCCAUACUUUUGUGGACCUUCUCGUGUCAACUUCAAACCCAAUGUUGCAGGUUAGGUCAUGUGCUUACUAUCCUAAAUAUCGUGUUGGUGCAUUUGGGGCGCUCCCUUUACUAAUGGGAAGCAGGUUGCAUUCCGAGGAUUAUGGUGUCAUGGGUAUAAGAUAUGGUUCAGAGAACCUAUCGUUUGGGGCUUCCUUUGUGCCAUUUCCUGGAUCUGCUGAACUACCCUAUGGAGCAUGGUUGGUGGGGAGAAAGGGGAGCUUAAGUGCUGGAGUGCAGUACAAACCACUUAGUGGAAACAAACAUCUUAUGCCAUAUACAGACUUGAAGAACUGGAAUUAUGCAAUCAGUUAUGGUGUGGAAUCAACAAGCCCGCUCAGCCCUUCAUUCAUUUUCUCUCUAGAACUUGCCAGAAGUACGGAGUUUAUCGCAUCAUUCUAUCAGCACCUGGUUGUUCAAAGAAGGGUUAAGAACCCUUUUGAAGAUGAUCAGAUUGUUGGAAUCACAAACUACAUCGAUUUUGGGCUUGAAUUGGCUACAAGGAUUGACAAAGACCAACCAUCAGAGAGUUCCAACAAUUCCUUGUUUCAGUUUGCUGCAAGCUGGCAAGCUAACAAGAACUUCCUAUUCAAGGGGAAGCUAGGUCCUUCCAAGUCUUCUGUAGCAUUGGCAUUCAAGUCAUGGUGGAGACCAUCCUUUACAUUUAGUGUCACAGCUGUGAAUGAUCAUUUGAUGGGGACAAGAUCAUAUGGAUUUGGAAUUCGUGUUGAGGAUCUUAGACAACCAAGUUACCAAAGGGCUGAUCCGAACUAUGUAAUGCUGACACCAACCAAGGAACACUUGGCACCAGGUGUUUUGCGAGAGUUUGGGAAGCGGCCCAUGUUCCAGGCAGACAUUGAUUCCGGCAACUAUGAUCAUUUACCGACAGAGUUGAAACCGAUUAGCAAGAUAUUUUAACUGGAAACUUUUGGUUCAACCUUUGGUCCAAAGAACUUAAAACUCUGCAAGACAGUUGGUCCUUUACGAUAUAGACGUUUUAUUGUGAAGAUGUCUAGGUUGAAUUUUAGUGAUAUGUCACUUUGGAAAUGUAUCCAUCAACACCGUAGAUUAUAGAAGAAUAUGGACUAUCAAGUUGAAGUUAUUAUUGAGCAUGUUGAAUUAAUUAAUAGAUCAUAUGGUUCGCUCGUGAUAUCCUUCAGUGCGUCA